Messenger RNA from Zootermopsis nevadensis, 1770 nucleotides. RefSeq names its product malonyl-CoA-acyl carrier protein transacylase beg (gene beg). Gene Ontology annotation, molecular function: transferase activity. NCBI's taxonomy places the organism in Eukaryota, Metazoa, Arthropoda, Insecta, Blattodea, Termopsidae. The record is from RefSeq and is a predicted model, not a curated record.
CAAAGCAGUUCCUCCUUGUUUCCAAGAUUGUCAUGGCAGACAUGAUGCGAAAACAGUACAGUGGCUUGUGUUCACAUAACUUACAUUUACAGUUCAACACAUUUGGCCAAAUACAUGCUGAUUCACAUACAUUACAAAAGGAUAUGAUUUAUAGACAAGGAUUAUCAGUUUCUGAAUACAAUUUGUUCUUGCUGUUUGUUGGUGUCAGUGCCUUUGUAUUUCAGUAAGUUUACCUGCCAAAAGAGUUUGGUUAGGUUUACACGUGUGUAGAGCAUUUAGACAUAAACAUUUUGUUUGCCAUGUUUGCCAAAAGAAAGGUAUUGAAUUUUUUGUUUAAGUUGAAACAAGGGAAUUUUUUAUCAUACAUUUAUACGCGUAAUAAUAAGCAUUCAGUUACUCUAAGCGAUAGAGUGUUCGCUACCAAAAGUGAGAGUUAUGUUAAUGAAACCGAUUCACAAAGUAUAAGUAAAUCAGAAGUGUCUGAGAGAGAAACUGACAUAAAACAACUGCUUGAGGAAGCUUCACUCUGUAAUGAUCCUCUACCAGAUGAUCCAGAACAUGUUUGGUCAACAUCUCCAUAUCCUGAAGGAGUAUUGUUGAAAAGAGAUCAGUCCAGACAUUUCGCAAAACCCAAGGUAGAUCCUCGAGAAACUUCUCUUGUUUUAUUUCCUGGACAAGGCACACAAUAUGUUGGUAUGGGAAAAGAUCUGAUGAAGUUUCCAAUAGCUCGUGAUUUGUUUGAUGCAGCCAAUGACUUACUUGGUUAUAACUUGAAAGACAUAUGUUUCAAUGGGCCAAAAGAGGAGCUUGAUAAGACAAUUCAUUGCCAGCCAGCAGUGAUGGUUUGUUCACUUGCAGCAGUUGAAAGGCUGAGAGAAGAACGACCAAUGGCGAUUGAAUCUUGCAUAGGUACUGCAGGAUUCAGCAUUGGUGAAAUCACUGCAUUAGUUUUUGCUGGAGCAUUAUCUUUUGAAGAAGCCAUAAGAUUGGUUAAAGUACGUGCUGAAGCAAUGCAGUUAGCAUCAGAGAUUGUGCCGAGCGGUAUGAUGACUGUGUUCUAUGGCCCAGACUCGAAGCUGAAUUAUGCUUGCCUCCAGGCCAAAGAGUGGUGCUUGCAGAGGGGAAUUGAAGAUCCAGUGUGUGCUGUGGCCAACCAUCUGUAUCCUCAUUGUAAAGUUAUUGCAGGGCAUUUAGAGGCACUAACAUUCAUCAAAAGCAAUGCUGAGCAAUAUAAGUUGAAGCGGCUGAAGAAACUUCCUGUAUCUGGAGCAUUUCACACAUCACUCAUGCAACCUGCUGUUGAACCCUUCAAAAAGGCCCUCAGGAAAGUGGACAUUGUUGAUCCCAUUGUUCCAGUAUUUUCAAAUGUAGAAGGAAAAAGUUACAAAAAUGCACAUCAUAUAAAAAUACAACUUCCAAAACAAAUUUAUAAACCUGUCAGAUGGGAACAGACACUGCACAUUCUGUAUGAGCGUAAGGUUGGUGAAUAUUUCCCAAGAACAUUUGAGUGUGGUCCGGGCGAUUCAUUGAAGAUGCUGCUGAAGAUGGUGAAUGCAAAGGCAUGGAAUUGUUGUUUUAGUAUUGAAGCUUAGGAAUUAUAUUUUGUAGUUUGACUGAAAAUUACGUAUUUUGUACAAUAAUUAGUUAAUAUAUUACAAAGUAUACAACAAAACAUUUACACAUACAAAAUCAUAUGUUCAUCACAAUGAUCAACAUUGUAAAACAAUUCACACCUGUCCAUUUUGUCUAAUAAAUUAUAAUUCUAGCAAA